GUGUGCUCCCAGGUUCUUGCACUUGCCACAUUUGUUAUUCCUCAGAAUCGAGCAUAAUCAAAAUGACUUUCGAGCACUUUAUAAUCGAUUUAAUACUGGAUUUUGUGCAAAUAACUUGUUGAGCCCACGUUAAACCGAAAAGGCAAACCGAUUCAGGCAUACAAUUUAAAGUAUUUAGGCAGCAAUCGGAAAAACCAACAUAAGGUCUUAUUAGCUUUGAGAAACCGGAUCAAAUGCGGAAAACUGAAUUACUUAAUUGCGCUGCAAAUACACAAGUAGAAAUCAUUGAAAACAAUGUUAUAUAUUGUCUGGAUCCUUUUAUUGAGUAGCACUCUGUGUAACUGCCUAGACAAUGGACUUGCUAAAACACCCCCUAUGGGUUGGCUUUCGUGGGAAAGAUUUCGUUGCAAUACUGACUGCGUAAACGAUCCAGAUAAUUGCAUAAGCGAGCAGUUGUUUCAAACCAUGACAGAUAUCGUCGUCGCUGACGGUUAUGCCUCGGUGGGCUAUGAGUUCAUAAAUAUAGACGAUUGCUGGUUAGAAAAGCACCGCAGUCAUGAUGGAAAAUUGGUAGCUGAUCGCAAACGGUUUCCUAACGGAAUCAAAGCUUUGUCUGACUAUAUUCACUCCAGGGGCCUCAAGUUCGGCAUAUACGAGGACUACGGGAACUAUACUUGCGCGGGGUACCCAGGGAUUAUAGGUUACGAGGAUAAGGAUGCACUUCAGUUUGCAGAGUGGAAUGUGGACUACGUAAAGCUGGAUGGCUGCUACGCGCUGCCCUACGACAUGGACCGGGGAUACUCGACCUUCGGAAGGCUUCUCAACAGCACCGGCAGGGCAAUGGUGUACUCCUGCAGCUGGCCCGUGUAUCAGAUAUACGCUGGCAUACAGCCCAACUACUCGGCAAUCCAGACGCACUGCAACCUCUGGAGAAACUACGACGACAUCCAGGACUCCUGGGCGUCUGUCGAGAACAUAAUCGAUUACUAUGGCAAUAAUCAGGAUCUGAUAGCUCCAAACGCGGGUCCUGGGCAUUGGAACGAUCCGGAUAUGUUGAUUGUUGGUAACUUUGGACUGAGCUAUGAGCAGGCAAAAACGCAAUUCGCCAUUUGGUCCAUUCUGGCCGCACCCCUGUUGAUGUCGGUGGAUCUAAGGACGAUUCGACCGCAAUUUAAGCAUAUUUUACAGAACCGAAAAAUAAUUGCAGUGGACCAGGAUCCGCUGGGAAUACAAGGAAGGCGCAUUUAUAAGCAUAAGGGCAUCGAGAUUUGGUCCAGACCUAUUGGCCCCCUGUACCAAAACUUUUACUCCUACGCCAUUGCCUUUGUCAACCGGAGAACGGACGGAACCCCCUCAGACAUAUCUGUUACUUUAAAGGAGCUGGGUCUUAUAAAUUUCUCUGGUUACAGGGUAGAGGACCUUUACGAAAAUGUCGACUAUGGUGUUUUAUAUCCCAACACUAAGAUCAAAGUGAAAGUAAACCCCUCUGGAGUGGUUAUGCUUAAGGGAGAAGUUCAGUAUCCAGUUGACUUGUAAUACAGUUUGUUAAAUGAGAUUGCCUAACACUAAACGCUACUAAUUUGUCAAUAAAUUUAAAUACACCCCUA
Molecule: messenger RNA, 1607 nt
Organism: Drosophila biarmipes
Lineage: Eukaryota; Metazoa; Arthropoda; Insecta; Diptera; Drosophilidae
Product: alpha-N-acetylgalactosaminidase
Exons: 6
Coding region: 295-1536 (413 amino acids)
Biological process (GO): oligosaccharide metabolic process; glycosylceramide catabolic process; glycoside catabolic process
Cellular component (GO): cytoplasm
Molecular function (GO): alpha-galactosidase activity
Source: RefSeq, a predicted model, not a curated record